This is a messenger RNA of Trematomus bernacchii (emerald rockcod), 4060 nucleotides long. RefSeq names its product protocadherin-17-like. Gene Ontology annotation, cellular component: plasma membrane. Gene Ontology annotation, molecular function: calcium ion binding. The record is from RefSeq and is a predicted model, not a curated record. NCBI's taxonomy places the organism in Eukaryota, Metazoa, Chordata, Actinopteri, Perciformes, Nototheniidae. Gene Ontology annotation, biological process: homophilic cell-cell adhesion. The transcript has 4 exons. The coding region runs from base 118 to 3393 and encodes 1091 amino acids.
UCGGCGUCAACCACAUGCCUGGUUUGGGUUCAGUCCUCUAGGUUCGCGUAAUCAACAGGUUGAAAGUCAACGAGGAUUUUUUUUCUGUCUGCCACUACCGCAUAUCCAGUUGAAGGGAUGCGUCUCUCUGUACCCUUUUUCUUUUUGCUGUGGGUUCAAGCCCUGACAUUGAAAAAUCUCAAUUAUUCUGUUCCGGAGGAGCAAGGACCCGGCACUGUUAUAGGUAAUAUAGCAAAAGAUGCCGGAUAUGGGACCAUGGAGAGGGGGAAAAAAUCCAACUUUAGAGUACUGGAGAAUUCUGCUCCACAUCUGGUGGAUGUUGACCCAGAGAGUGGACUAAUCUUCACGAAACAAAGGAUUGACAGGGAAACAUUAUGCAGGCGCAAUCCAAAGUGCCAGCUCUCUAUGGAGGUGUUUGCAAAUGACAAGGAAAUAUGCAUGAUCAAAAUUGAUAUACAGGACAUAAAUGACAACUCGCCUAGUUUUCCCUCAGAUCAUGUUAAUAUAGAUAUUUCAGAAAACGCUGCUGCUGGGACACGCUUCCCCCUGACUAUUGCACAUGACUCUGAUUCUGGGGAAAAUGGGAUAAAGACCUACCAGGUCACAAGAGAUGAUUACAAUACAUUUUCUUUGGAUUUAAAAGUGAGGGGCGAUGGGACUAUAUAUCCAGAGCUGGUGGUUCAGAGACCUCUGGAUAGGGAGGAUCAGAGUCAUCACACACUCCUCCUCACAGCAAUUGACGGUGGGGAGUAUCCAAGAUCAGGCUCCAUGCAAAUCAACAUCAGAGUGACUGAUUCAAAUGACAACAGCCCAGUUUUUGAAAAAUCCUCUUAUGUGAUUGAGAUUCUGGAGAAUUCACUGCCGGGAAAAAUACUUAUAGAUUUAAACGCCACUGACCAAGAUGAGGGAAGCAACGGGCAGGUGGUCUAUUCCUUCACUGGAUAUGCAUCUGAAAGAAUCCAAGAUUUGUUUUCCAUUGACCCCAAUACUGGCGUAAUCAAGGUCCAGGGAGAAAUUGACUUUGAAGAGAAUCCAAUCAUAGAGUUUGAUGUACAGGCUAAGGAUCUCGGGCCCAACCCGAUACCAGGACAUUGUAAAAUUACAGUCAAAGUGCUUGACAAAAAUGACAACUCGCCAAUAAUAAGUUUUGUCUCUGUACGGCAGGGAGCCAUCAGUGAGGCAGCACCUCCAGAAUCUGUCAUAGCGCUAGUGAGAGUGACGGAUAAAGACUCUGGCCGAAAUGGCCAACUUCAAUGCAGGGUGCUGGGUAAUGUACCCUUCAGACUGCAGGAAAACAAUGAUAAUUUUUACACUCUGCUCACAGACAGACCCCUGGACAGGGAAAUGAAGGAUGAAUACAAUGUAACAAUCGUGGCGAGAGACAAUGGGAUACCUUCUUUGAACUACACUAAGUCGUUUACUGUGAAAAUCUUGGAUGAGAAUGACAAUGCACCACGCUUUACAAAGACAGUGUACGUGCUACAGGUGCCUGAGAACAACAUCCCAGGGGAGUAUUUGGGCUCUGUUCUGGCCCACGACCCAGAUGUAGGUCGAAAUGGAACAGUGUCAUACUCCAUUCUGCCUUCACAUAUAGGAGAAGUUUCAGUGUAUACCUACGUGUCUGUUAAUCCCACCAAUGGAGCCAUAUAUGCCUCACGCUCUUUCAAUUAUGAGCAAACUAAAUCCUUUGAGUUCAAAGUUCAAGCUAAAGAUGGAGGAUCCCCUCACAUGGAGAGCACCUCCAUAGUCAGGGUCAAUGUCCUAGACGUAAACGACAAUCUCCCAGUUAUUAUUUUACCACUCCUGCAGAAUGAUACAGCGGAAAUCCCAGUGCCUAGAAAUGUAGGUAUCGGAUACAUAGUGGCUACAGUGAAAGCAGUGGACCAUGACCACGGAGAAAGUGGACAUUUGACCUAUGAGAUCACAGAGGGAAAUGAUGACCACCUGUUUGAGAUGGAUCCGGUGGGAGGGGAGGUCAGAACUGCUCAUGCUCUUUGGGAAGAGGUCGCCCCAGUGGUUGAGCUGGUGGUGAAGGUAACUGACCAUGGCAAGCCCCCCUUAUCUGCCGUGGCUAAGCUGAUCAUUAAGGCGAACACAGAAACGGCAGCAGGAGGGGGUUCCAGCGCGAGCGGAGAACAGCAGCACUGGGAUGUAUCCCUGCCCCUUAUAGUUACCCUCUGCAUUAUCUCUGUCAUGCUCUUAGCAGUCAUGACCGCCAUCGCUGUCAAGUCCAAACAUCAAGAUAAGGAGACUGGGAAUUAUAACUGCCGCAUGGCUGAGUACUCCAAUCCUCCAGUGGGGAAAGGCAAAAAGAAAAGGAUCAACAAGAGUGACAUCAUGCUGGUGCAGAGUGAGAUGGAGGAAAGAGAUUCUGCGAGCCGGAUGAAUGUGGUGAGCAGUCCUUCUCUCAUCACUUCCCCAAUAUGUUUUGACUACCAGAGCCCUCUGCCACUCACACUGCCCAGGUCAGAGGUCAUGUACCUGAAAACCACUCCAAACAGCCUGACAGUCCCCCGGGCAGGUUGCCACUCCAGCUUUGCCGGGCUUAGCACAGACACUCCAGCAAAUAGGAUGUCAGUGAUACAGACUGAAAAUUUCCCCUCAGAGCCCAAUUAUGCUGGCAGCAGACAGCCGUUUGUUCAAAGCUCAACAUUUAAGGAUGCAGAACAAGCAAGCCUCCGAGACAGUGGCCAUGGUGAUAGUGACCAGGCUGAUAGUGACCAGGAUACUAAUAAAGGCUCACAGUGCGACACGUCUGCUAGGGAGGCCCUCAAGAUGAAAGCAACAGCAGUUAAUGGCCAGCCUUUUGAGCAGGAGCAAGACAAAUCAGUCCACUGCACAGACGAAUGUCGUGCACUGGGACAUUCUGACAGAUGCUGGAUGCCAAAGUUACGGGUAGGAAGCCAAGCAGACAGCGCCGAUAAUCGUACCAACCUUUUCAUCCCUGUGGGAAUGGAUGCCAUGGUAGAGACAGAGAUUUAUGGCACCAUCAGCUGCAGCAGCAGAAAAACCCUCAGCACGUUUGGAAAGGAACAGCGGGACAGUACAAUCCUCGUGGCCAAUGUCAAACCUUACUUAAAAUCGCAGCGUGCACUAAGCCCACCGCUACAGGAGAGUCUCUCUGCCUCCAAUAGUCCCACCAAGAGUAGUUUGCCCCUGGACUUGGCCAACCAAGAGUCCAAAGAAGAAAGGGAGGGGGGCUCAGACAGCAGUGCCUAUGGGCCUCCAGAUGGCCAGUGCUCCCCCCUGCACACCGAGUUAGAGGAGCCCUCCUAUCUGACCUGCGAGCUCAGGCCUAAGUCCCUGUCCAGCAGCCUCAUCCACAGCUCCGUCAUCAGCCAGGAGUGUGGGGGGUUAGAUUUUGCGCUCGACCCGAGGGACUCUGGCAACUGACAAGUCAGGUGAUCCAGCUCGCUCUCAUCUAACAGAGGUGUGAUGAUGAUAUCACAGAUUGAUGAUCAAGAGGUGAUUUAUUUUGACCCACAAGAGGUGUUCAGACACGCAUUGUAUAACCAAAAACCAUCUGCUUUGUCUGUUUGUUUUUUAGUUUGUGACUUGUCGUGUUUAGGUGAAAUAUGUGUCUUUGACUGCUGUGAAGGUUUUGGGGGGAAAUCAGUGCUUCGCUGACUUCAAGUGUUUUCAUGGUGUACUGUACCUGUCAAUUUAGAUGUCUGUAUUUUACACAUUUCAAGCUCAAUUUUGUGAGGCUGUGGAACAAAUUGCUACUGUUAAGCUAUUGAGUCCUGUCUGCUUUUGUACAGUGAAGCUUCCUGUCUCCAUUUAGUGUAUAAGGAACAUCUCUUUGAAUAUCACAGACAACUGAAAUACAUAUCAGUGACGUUAAAUACAGAAGUGAAGUGUCUUAUGAACUGUAAAUGGUGGUGCAACAGGGAAUGUCCCUUUUCAUAAAACCAUUUGAGGUUCCUAUAAAACCAGUUUUCUAAGAAUGUAUUUGUAAUUUUAUUGUUGUCCUCUGCAGUUUAUGUGAAAAUAAGCUGAGCUUACACGUGAAUGUGGGCUUCUGUAUGUGUUGUGUAUUUUAUUAAAUUUGUAUACACUG